Messenger RNA from Panicum hallii, 1331 nucleotides. Its product is annotated as GDSL esterase/lipase CPRD49. Lineage: Eukaryota; Viridiplantae; Streptophyta; Magnoliopsida; Poales; Poaceae. Bases 329 to 1096 code for a protein of 255 amino acids. The transcript has 6 exons. The record is from RefSeq and is a predicted model, not a curated record.
CCGUGCCAGCGGCGGCGGCCCCCAUUCGGCCGCGGCUCGAUCUGUGGUGGUUAAGUUUCCUAGGAGGCUGCAGGGAGCUCCAAUGCACAUCCAUUCACUAGCCGACGGCCCCGGCCCCGGCUGCAAUAAAGCAAGCGAAUGGAGUAGGCGAGUAGCAGCUAGCCACUGCACUUCCCCAGCUACUUUCUCUUCUUCUUCUUCUUCACUUGGAUCAGGCAGGUAGCAUAGGCAUAGCAGCGGAGAGAGAGCAGGGCAGAUCGAGAGGCGCCUGAGGAGCGGAGGAGGAAGACCAAGGAAUCAAACCAAACCAAGGCGUCCGGAUCGGAGGAUGCUCGGAGGCCGGCCGGUGUUCGUGCUGUUCGGCUCCUCCAUCGUGCAGUACAGCUUCAGCAACGGCGGAUGGGGCGCCGCGCUCGCCGACAUCUACGCCCGCAAGGCUGAUAUCUUGCUUAGAGGAUAUAUCGGCUGGAACACAAGGCGGGCCCUUCAAGUCAUGGACAAAGUGUUUCCUAAGGAUUCACCAGUGCAGCCAUCUCUGGUAAUAGUUUACUUUGGUGGAAAUGACUCCAUUGCUGCCCACUCGUCUGGUCUGGGGCCUCACGUGCCGAUAGAUGAGUACAUAGACAACAUGAGAAAGAUUGCGGAGCACCUGAAGAGCUUAUCCGAGAAGACCCGUGUUAUCUUCCUGAGCUGUCCACCUCUGAACGAGGAGAUGCUUCGCACAUCAACCAGCACUAUACUGAGCGAGAUCGUGCGGACCAACGCAACCUGCCGCUUGUACUCGGACGCCUGUGUAGCUCUGUGUAAAGAGAUGAACCUGAAGGUGGUUGAUCUGUGGCAUGCCAUGCAGAAGAGGGAGGACUGGAUGACGGCGUGCUUUACCGAUGGCCUGCAUCUGUCUGAAGAGGGGAGCAACAUCGUGGUGGAAGAGAUCCUCAAGGUGCUCAAGGAGGCAGAUUGGGACCCGUGCCUGCACUGGAAGGCGUUGCCGACGGAGUUCGCGGAGGACUCGCCCUACGACCUCGUCUCCUCCAGCGGCGACGCCACCGUGAACCCCUCGGAGUGGACCAUCCACAGGAAGAUACCAUGGGACUGACUGUGGCUUCUCUCAAGACGAAUAAUGAGUAGUUUGAUGGGGACAGGACAAUGCAUGCCAUCCCUAAUCUGAUCCCGGUCAUGGAUGUAUGCAGCUGAAUCAUCUUAUGACCUCAAACAUUAUUCUUGAUUAUUCAAUUUUUCAUGGCUAUCAUUAUGUGUAGCGACAUACAGUAUGUAUGUACCUCAGUCAUAUACUAUUUCUUCAAGAGAUCAGAGCAGAAUUACACAUAGAA